AUGUCUCACCGAGUACGGAAACGCAUCAUCGCAUGUGUCGAUGGCACAUGGUACGACGCAGAUGGACAAGAAGGACAAGCGAAUGGAAACAACACCAAUAUUUUUCGAAUUUUUGCCUCGAUCGGCCGCGGUGCUGUCAAAGAUGAGCAUGGCGAGACCAUUGAGCAGAUCAUCCAAUAUUUCCCAGGCAUUGGAACCAAUGAGAAAUCUUUCAGAAAAUGGAACUCUGGUGUGACUGGCGACGGCUAUGCAGAGCAAAUUGCCGAAGUCUACAAGUACUGCUGUCGCAAUAUCGUAAAUCCGGAAGACGAUCUCUGGUUCUACGGUUUCAGCCGUGGUGCAUAUGUCGUGACCGUAGUCGCUGGUCUGCUGGAAACCAUAGGAGCUUUGCCAUAUGACGACAACUUUCAGGAAACAUACAAGAAGGCAUGGGACUUGCAUAAGCUGAUACAGAAAGGCUGUCUGGGAGGAAACGAGGGAAAGGCAUCUCUUCGCGAUGAUAAAUCGAGAAGUUGCCCCAAGAUCGGUUUCAUGGGCCUCCUUGACACUGUCAAGCGCGUCAGUAACGAUCCUGAUACGAAAGCACAUACAUUGGCCUUCCACAACUCUGUGAAGCAUGUUUGUCAUGCUCUCGCUCUGAACGAUACACGCUUUCACUACACACCCGAGUUGUAUGGCCCAAUCGCCGACAGUGAUUCACUCCAAGGUCGAUCCCUGAUUGAAGCUUGGUUUGUGGGUGCGCACUCUGAUAUUGGAGGCGGAGCUCGAGAUGAUGGGCUCUCGUUGUAUCCUCUCCAGUGGCUACUGAUUGAGAGCCAGCACCACGGUCUCAUUUUGCAGCACAACUCUCAAAGAAUGCUGAUCGAGGAUCCUUUGUCCUUGGUCUUUCCAUCCCGGAGGCAAGACCCGCCUACUGAUCAAGACGCUGGCGCGGGAGACCUGUGGACGUACCAGUAUGCCAACGGCAUCAAAGUUCAGAUGCACGACUUGAGGUCAUCUCAUAACCAUGGAAACAUGCAAACUGUACCGACGAAGUUGACAAAGAAGUGGUCUGGCUUCGAGAAUACUUACAAGUCAAGAUCGAGUUCAAUCGCGACCACAUCGAGUAAUGCAACCACUGCAGGAAAAAGUGGUUUCUUGAAAGGAUUAUUUGGGAGAAAGAAGUCAACAGACACCUCAUCAUACUCGACAGCACCGCGAGACUACGAGACGGCCGAUGAAGCAAGUAGUUUCGCACCAGUUCGACAUCUUAUCCGAUUGCAUUCAGGUUUUCCCCACAUUCUUUACCAACAAAACCGCAAUCCAUUCAAAGACGGUAAACUACAAGGCUACUCUGAGAGACCUUUUGGCUGUAUCAUCCAUCCUUCAGUCUACCUGAUCAUGGAUGUUUACGCCCGUUUCGGAAUUGAAUUAGCGAUGAAGCCAUUCGCGAAAGACAUUAAUCGAUUCCGCAAUGAGCAGCAUCCUAACAUGAGAGAUCCAUGGCUAACAUUGCAAACGGAAACUUCACCGCAAACCAGUGUCAAAGCAUGUCGUAUACUCGUGUGUGGCCGCACAGGAGUCGGGAAAUCCACUCUGAUCAACAAAGUCUUUGGUGUGCCGAUGACUAUCGAAUCGCAUAUGAAACAGGGAGACCACAAUAUCAAUGAAGCUUUUGAAUCUGAACAUCAUCCUGGGAUCAUCAUCCACGAUUCUCGAGGCUUCCAAGCGGGAGACACCAGAGAAUUGGGCCAGUUCCAGGACUUUAUCAAAAAGCGUUCAGGAAUUUCUAAUCCGAAGGAGAGCCUUCACGCCAUUUGGAUAUGCAUGCAAACAGACACAGACCGAGUGGUCCAAACCUCCGAGAACGAGAUCUUCAAGAUCCUAGCCAAGUAUGCGGCACACAUUCCCAUCAUCAUUGUCGGAACGAAAAAGGACAACUUUCUGAACCAACAGGAGACUGUAGCUCGAAGGGAUCUGAAGAAGAGCGGCGUAUCUGACUGGGAUGCUCUGGACAAUCAAAGCCGAGAAAGAGCGGAACAGAAUCUCGAAGCAAGACGAGAAGAGGUUAAAGAGGAGCUUCGAAAGAUACCGAACCUCAAUCUCGAUUCGAUCGAGUUCUUGCACGUGUCUAAAGACGAUGAUGAAUCCAUCCGACGCCUGGUGGAUCAAACUCUCGAGCUGAUCACCAACGACGAAGCACGGCUCAGAUGCAUCGCAGCACAAGUCGUUGACACGGAAGCCAAAGUAAAACGGGCAAUAGACGAAAGCAUCCGUCUCCUUCGGCAUGGGAUUCGCACGUCGUCAGUAGCCGCAGUAACAGUCGUCGGCUCUAGUAUCUCAACACCAACGAUAUCCAGAAUUCUAUGCGACAACAUCCUAAAAUGCUUUGGUUUUCCAAAAAUCGACCCAGCAAGCGUCAACAACAUCAUGAAUAAGAUCAUAGGUUGGAAUCUGUAUGGCUUUCUCGCGCAACAGAUCGGUCAAAGCGUCACUCUAGGCACCACUGUCGCUGUCUUCUGCAUUUUCUCUCUGGGAGGAGCUCUUCCUUUGGUGGCUGCACUAUCACUGCUCGAAGUUCCCACAGCUGGCCGUAUGAUUGUCAAAUGCGCCUGUGACUUGAUCCUCAUCCUUGACCGAGCAUUCAAACACGGAGGCAAGUUCGUCACAAGCAAAGACAUCAAGCUGGCCUGUCACGAGUACGUGGCCACAACACUGCAGGGCGGCUGGUCUAAACGAAGACAAGUACAUGCCCAGGUCAAAGGCCUGAUACCUAUGGCGUCCAAGAAAUUCAGCGCUGUGCGAAUAUCUGUCAUUAAGGUUGGUAUGGAAGAGAUUAUAGAGAAUAAUCGCUGGAGCCCGAGUGAAGUGACCAAUCGCACGGAUUCAGGGCUCGACUUGGUGACGACACCUAAAUUGAGUCUAGAGUCUCUGAGGGAUGAGAACGAGUUGGCGGACUUGUUUACAAGCGACAGCGCGUAG
Aureobasidium melanogenum CBS 110374 is the source of this 2961-nucleotide messenger RNA. RefSeq lists its product as uncharacterized. Bases 1 to 2961 code for a protein of 986 amino acids. Gene Ontology annotation, molecular function: GTP binding. NCBI's taxonomy places the organism in Eukaryota, Fungi, Ascomycota, Dothideomycetes, Dothideales, Saccotheciaceae. The transcript is spliced from 12 exons. The record is from RefSeq and is a predicted model, not a curated record.